UGCAUGAGGUGUUUUCGUCAUUAGUUUUCGGUUUCUUUAAAUACAACUAGUAUCUAGCAGUAUUUCCAUAAUAUAGAAUAUAAAAAUAUUUUUUAAAAAUGUCCACACAACUGGGUAAAGUAGUUUCCUUAAUAUUGCUAGAAAGAUUUGGAGAAUAUGUUGAAACUGUUGGUUCAUGUCUUUUCAAAAAAGGCAUUUGCCCACUGCAACACAUCCGGGUUUACACUCAACUACCAGCCUCAAAGGUAAAAGAGUCACUGUGCAUUUUAAUCAAGUAUGGUUUGGUUAAUUAUGAGGCCAAUCACAAUCGCACCUCUGCAUUAUAUACAAUACAAACUUCUAAAAUAUUGCUGAUGUUGAGAUAUCCAAAGUACAUUAGAUUUAUGAAAACCAAGUUUGGAGAUGAGGCUGAAAUAAUUUUAGAAGAACUGUUGCAAUCAGGUUAUUGUACAGUUUCUGAUUUGAUCAUUAGAACUUAUAAUCGUAUGGGAAAAGAUGACCAGACACCAACACCACUUGUUGAUAUUAGAGAUAAAAUAGAAGCAAUGAUUACUGCUAGGUAUUUAAUGAGAAUAAAAUUGCCAAAGAUUGAAGAAGCUGUACCUGAACUGGUUAGAAAUGUUCAAGAUAUGUACAAAAUGCCAGAAGUAGAGUUAUCUCAGUUAUCCAAGAAACAAAGUGGUGAACCCAAUGUGAUAAUGAAGGAUACUGGUAUAUUCUGGCAAAUUAACCAUGAUCGAUUCCAUGAGGAUAUGAGAGAUAAAUUAAUUGAGAGCGCCAUUGAGAAUAAAUUUGAUGCUAGUGCUGCAGAAAUUAUAAGAGUGAUGUUGCAGCAAAUGUAUAUACGAACAGAGGCUUGGGCAGAUACCACUAAUCCUAUACCAAUUCUAGAAGUUAAGGACAUCAUCAAAAAGCUUCAUCCAAAUUCGGAUAAAGUUGCGUUUUUUGAUAAUUACAUAAAUAUAAUUGAACAAGAUAGUAGUAAUAUAAUUCGGAAAGCUGGAGAAGCGAGCGGAGGUUCGUUUCAAAUACAAAUGAAGGAUAUUUUCACGCAGCUGACUUGGGAAACUAUCCAGCAAAUUGUUUUGGAGAAAUUUGAUUCAAAAGCGGCUAGGAUCUUCUGUUUGGUGAAAAAUAAGAGUUACAUAGAACCGGAUCAGAUCCAAAAGAUGGCCAUGAUCCCAGCUAAAGAAUCAAAGAAGUUAACUUAUGAGUUACUUGAAGAGAACUUUCUGCAAGUUCAAGAGUUGAAGAAGGCUCCAGCGAGCUCUGGUCCAGCCAAAUCCUUUAUACUCUUCCACAUUGACUUGUCCCAAGUUGUUAGAAUGGUCCUGGAGCUUUGUUACAAAAGUUUAUAUAACAUUUUGACUAGGAGGAAUCACGAGAAGAUAGUGAACAAACGUUUGAUUGAUAAAAAGCAUAGGGUUGAUACCAUUGCUCUGAGUAUGAAAACUCAGGGCGCUUCAGAAGAACAGCUUGGCGAUAUUGAUGAAAUGAUAACGCCACCAGAGAAGGAAAUGCUGACUGUUAUUGAAGGCACCAUGAGGAAGCUGAAUACGAUUGAAUUGGAAAUUGAUGAGACGAUAUUCCUUUUAAACACUUACUUAGCUUAUGAAUAAAUUAUAGUUUA
Molecule: messenger RNA, 1630 nt
Organism: Nicrophorus vespilloides
Lineage: Eukaryota; Metazoa; Arthropoda; Insecta; Coleoptera; Silphidae
Gene: Polr3C
Product: DNA-directed RNA polymerase III subunit RPC3
Exons: 4
Coding region: 99-1619 (506 amino acids)
Biological process (GO): DNA-templated transcription
Cellular component (GO): RNA polymerase III complex
Molecular function (GO): single-stranded DNA binding
Source: RefSeq, a predicted model, not a curated record